AGGCAAUUGGGAAGAUGAGGAGGUUGGAGGAGGAAGUGGAGAGGAAGGAGAUGAAUGUGCUGAUGAAAGAGGUGAUCGCCGGGAGAAGAAGCUUAACGGAGAUGGAUGCGCGGCAGCUUAAGGGAUUGUAUGCAUUGGCUGAUGACAAGAUGGUGGAGCUGGAGAAGAGGAAGCAGGAUUUUCCGGCGACGGAGAAUGACGGCGGUGCGGCUAGGAAUCACCGCCGUCGUGAGAGGAAUCUUGCACCGGUCGCCGCCAAUUCCGGCGGAGCCGACGGUGGCGGCUCUUACUACGUCCCUCAGCCGCCGGCACCGGCUGCGGGAGAAUUGCUCCCUGCAACAUGGUUCGUCCCGAACAUGGCGGCUCCGCCGCCGUCUCCGCCGCACGGCGGCGCCGGAGGCGGUGAGGGGAGCUAUCAUCAGCAGCAGAUGUUUUUCUCAUUGCCGACUAACAAUGGCGGCGGUAAUUCUGCAUCGGCUUAUCAUCAUCAAGUUCCUAAUUUGAAUCAAGAUUGGAUUUACAAUUUCUUCCCGGGGUCUAUCUAAAUCCAGUCGUCGUAUUU
Molecule: messenger RNA, 562 nt
Organism: Ipomoea triloba (trilobed morning glory)
Lineage: Eukaryota; Viridiplantae; Streptophyta; Magnoliopsida; Solanales; Convolvulaceae
Exons: 2
Coding region: 15-545 (176 amino acids)
Source: RefSeq, a predicted model, not a curated record